UUCUUCGGCGCUUGCUUUUGCCUUUUCUUGAGUGAUGAAACCUUUCUAAAUUCUUAUUUUUCAUACCUUGGCGCUGUUCAGGUCCCAGCGUGUGCUGCUGCAUAGAGGAAUUUGAUAGCAGCCCAGAUACACGAUACGAUUAAGAUUCUGAAGAAAAAAACGAAUAUAAUCGUACUUCAACUGAGCACGUAUGAUUUUUUCAUCGGCCUUAUUUUCACAAUCAUUCUCUCAAACUCGGUCGUUCUCUGUGCCUAUUUUAACAGGACCUCGUAAAUUAGUUGGUAGAGCGUGCAGAAAAGUGUAUUGUAAUCGCAAGCGGUGUGUUUUGCAAGGCAGGAAUUCAGUGCAAUAAUUACGUAGUGUUAAACUGUGUAUAGCGCGGACUCCACUACCUGUUCGAGAUACACACCAAUGUGCGGUAGAGAGCUUCCCUUCGGAAGUAGCGGAAGUGCUGUUUUUCUAGGAAACCUCUGACGCCGUUUCUCAAAAUUGAUUCUUCAGUAUAGGCCUUGGUUAGGUGCCUUUGUUACGCGCAAUUGAUGCGCCAUCUUCUAAUCGCGAUACGGUUAGUAAAGAGUAAUUUCAAUAUGCACAGUGCGUAGACUCCCGAACAUCCCUUUGAAAAGGAAUAGAACAAAAGAAUCCCGGUCACACGCAGGAACGUAGGACGAACGAUUUUCUGUUGGUGCUGAUUUUUUAAUAGUAUCACGGCUUUUGGUUGAGCGCCGAGGAUCGCUAUUGCGUUGGAUUGAUCCUGCUCUGAGAUAACCCUUUGAACGGAGCAUAUAUCGUGGAAAACAACUGAAGUAAUUAGCAAUAAAUCACCAGUACAACGCAAGAAGAGCAGAGCAACUGUAAUCCAAAUUUGUAUCAGGAGACCAAGCUAACUGGAACAAAAUGGAAGAAGAACGUGAACACGACCGUGAUAGGGAACGAUUCAAGCACUCUAAAAAGCGGUCUCGCAAAAGUAGUAAGAAAUCGAGGCGCAAAAGCCGCACCACCUCGUCGGAUGCGGAUGAUCUCUCGUCGGCCUCUUUUGGGGAAGAAACAAGGCGUCUAGUGUCCUCGGAUCGCAGUCGAAAGGCUAGGCGGCCGGAUACGUUCGACGAUAGUAGCGGUGGGCUCGGUGGUGACGCAACGCAUGUCGAAUACUCUGACGUUAGUUCGGAUGAUUUCUCAGCGCCGGAGGCAGGCGAAAUAGAGACGGAUGUCACCGAUGUGUGUGGGGUAGUUGGUGGAUUCAUAAACAAUGGCAGUGACGGAUCAACAGUGAAAGAUACCGUGGUGAAUGACUCCUUCAAUUCACGCUCGAUUGGGAAAAGCAGAACGAAAACGUGUUCGUAUGACAUCCGUGACUCGAAGAACGUGUACCACACCGACAAGUGUCGCAAUGCCACACCACCCGAGGGCGACCGAAGAGUAUUAGCUUUAGGGGCCUCGGUCUCUUCAAAGAGAAGCUCGCUAAAGCGCAUACAUUCAAUUUCUUUUGAUACGUCUCUGAAGAGGCAACAGCAUUGGCUACAUCAGAGAGAUAAGAAUGAUCGGCAAACCAGCAUCAAAGAAGAUGAAAUCUUGGUUUCGGCAGAAGAAAAUGAAGUAGAGGAGCGGGCUAGCGGCUGCACGAUGGCAAAAUCGAAUGUGUCGCCAGCCGUUCCUGAUAGCGAUGCAGUGGGCGUCGACGAGGAAGAUGGUGAAGAGGAUGAAGAGGAGGAGGAUAAGAUAGAUGGAGCUGAUGAGGAAGAUGGUAUUCAAGAUGAAUCUACAUCCGUGUCAGCCGUGAUUUCCGGUCGGCGAAGGAAAAAGAACAAAAAGGAUAAAAAGCACAAAAAGAACAAGCGGACUAAGAAGCGCAAAAAAAAACUACGAAACAAAUCCAUAUCAAGCGUAGAAACCAUUUCGGAAAGUGAAGACUCAUUGCUGGAAUCGUUAACACCACCGUUGAGGCAGUCCCCCGGUACUGGUGGUGGUGAAAGCGUAUCCUACACACCUGUACACAAAGAUGCCAGUCUUACACCUGUAUCGCCUGGGACACCUCCACUCACAGAAGCUCAAUACGAUGCAAGGGUCUUACGUCACAAAGUUAGUAGUCCGUACGGUCGCGAAGUAUCGACUGGUGGGGAUCAUAGUCCUUCCUUGGAAUGCGACAGCAUUGCUGUUGGUGGUGGCGGCAGUGGAUCUUUUAUCAAUACUAGUGGUAGUGGUCGAAAGCAGUAUAUCUCCUCUUCACCGCAUACACCUCCUGUAAGAGGAGAAAGCAGGAAAAGCCUCUAUCAAGAUCGAGGUGCGCUUCAGCAACAAGUUGGCAGUCCAAUAGAUCUGGACAGUUCGCCGCCUUCAUGCAACAAUUUGCAUCGCAGUAAGACACGGAACAGCGAUCGUGGCGGCAGCGGAAGACGCAGUCAGUCCGGUGAUCAAAGGCCCUACUCUUCCCGUAGGACCCCAUCUCCAAAUGGGAAUAACAAACCGUAUACCCCGCCUCCUUCAAAACGGCGUCGUGAUAGGUCACCACCAGAAAAGGAAUUAUAUCGCAAAGAGGGAAGCAAUAGCAGAAGCUACAUAAAGCGGGAACGAGACUGGGAUGAUCGAAGAAGAGACGAAACACAGAAGAGAAAUUACUUAAAUACCAGUCCCACCAGUAACCGGCGUUCGCGGCGAACACCAUCACUUACAGUUGGCCAAGCGGGAGGCAGCACGCGGUCAAGAUCUUCCCGAAGAAGCGGCCACUACAGCCCGUCGCCUGACCGAGGAUCCGUGUCUACUUCUCGGCCCCGUCACCGAUCGCGUAGUGCCCGCCGAUCGUCGCCACCUUUGUCUUCUGGCAAACGGUUCUCCAGCAGUCGGUCACGUUCUCCGCCAUUAUCAUCAGCGAAAAAAUAUGAUCUUCAGGAGAAGAUCACUGAUACUAGCUUCUUCGCGGAACUUAUCAAGGAUAAACAUAAACGAAGGAAGACACUACAGGAGAUAUUGGAAACGAACGAGAAGCGAGAGGGACCGAAUGCCGCAUUAUCGCUCGAAAACGAAAAUAGCAUUUCAAAUGAUUGCCUGAAUUUGGAUGGCAGCAAUAAUGUCCUGGGUGGUGUUAGUAAUGGAUCAGUGGUUACCUUUCCCAAUGGCUAUCAACAUGGCGGCAUUACCAAUCUUAUCGAUAUUCCAAUGCCACGACCAGCAGUGUCAGCCGGAGUAUUGUGUGAAUCAGUACGUAUCACUGUACCUGAACGCUCUAAUGCCGCCUUGGAAAAUACGACUAACAGCAAUAAUGGCAAAACGAAUAAUACCACGGCACACGAUAUGUGUAUUCCUGUGAUACCGAACAGUGGCAUAAAAUCGACGUUUACGCAAUCCAUACCACAGAAUGCCACUGACGAUAAACUGUCGAUCAACGAUCCAUCCUCCGCAAAUAGUACGGGAGUUGUGGACAGUGCGAACACCGUCAACAUCAGCAGCAGCGUCAACAUCAAAACAAAACCAAAAAGUCUCACCAAACUCCCAAUGCCUCCAGGUGUAAACGUUGCUGAGUUAGUAGGUGCACAGACACCCAGCCCAGCUGGUCCCAUUAGUCCUGUUGCUGUGGUGAUGAAAGUAAUGCCCAUUCCGACGCUUACAACAACCGGUGCCGUGCCGUUAUCCGCUCACGGUAAUGUGAAUAGUGAUGCACCGACAACGUUAGCAAGCGGUGUUAUCUGCGGAAGUACUGGGGGUAGCGGUGUUACACACACAACCAAGAAAGGACUACUAAAUCUGCCGAUGCCGCCGAUGGUGCCCGGUUCGGAGGAUUUGAGUGGUGAUGAAGAUAUGGGCUCUCCGCUCGCUGCUGGCCUUCGUCGAAUAGAUGAUUCACUAACGAAGUCUACGGCUGUCGCUACAAUACAACAUAAGCAAUCUUCAGCGAGUCACCAUUACAACAACAAUAACAAUAACACCUUAAACAGCAACCGUUACAAGGGUACUGGUCCGACAACCGGAAUAUCUGGAGUAAAAUCACAAACCCCAAGGCCCCGGAUUCUGAACCGACGCCAUUCGCGCAACAUGACCGCUCCAAUGUCGGCAUCUGGGGGUAAAGAUUGGGGCGAACGGUGCGUGGAAGUUUUCGAAAUGCUUGAACAAAUCGGGGAGGGCACGUACGGACAGGUUUACAAGGCCAAGGAUCAAAUGACUAAAGAACUGGUUGCGCUGAAAAAGGUGCGGCUUGAGCACGAAAAGGAAGGAUUUCCUAUCACGGCCGUGCGUGAAAUCAAAAUAUUACGUCAGCUGAACCAUACAAACAUCGUGAAUCUGCGCGAAAUCGUAACCGACAAGCAGGAUGCGCUCGAAUUUCGCAAGGACAAGGGAUCAUUUUAUCUGGUGUUCGAGUACAUGGAUCACGAUUUGAUGGGACUGCUCGAGUCAGGGCUGGUGGAUUUCAACGAACAGAACAAUGCUAGUAUCAUGCGCCAAUUACUGGAUGGUCUAAACUACUGCCACAAGAAGAAUUUUUUACACCGCGAUAUAAAAUGCUCUAACAUUCUAAUGAACAAUCGUGGAGAGGUAAAGCUUGCUGAUUUUGGACUCGCCCGUUUGUAUAAUGCAGACAACCGAGAGCGUGCCUAUACGAACAAGGUGAUUACGCUCUGGUACCGGCCUCCAGAACUAUUACUCGGUGAGGAGCGCUACGGACCGGCGAUUGACGUGUGGAGCUGCGGCUGCAUUCUUGGGGAACUGUUCCUCAAAAAGCCCCUAUUUCAAGCGAACCAAGAAUUGGCCCAGCUCGAGAUGAUUUCGCGACUCUGCGGCACCCCUACACCCGCUGUCUGGCCGAACGUGAUAAAGUUACCUUUCUUCAACACACUUAAAUCGAAGAAGCAGUACCGCCGUAAGCUUCGUGAUGAUUUUGUGUUCAUGCCAACUCCCGCUCUCGAUCUGCUCGAUAGUAUGCUUGUGUUAGAUCCCGAUCGUCGAAUAACUGCAGAAGAUGCGUUAAAAUCAAAUUGGUUGAAGAAUGUAAUACCAGAUCAGCUAACACCACCGAAGCUACCGACUUGGCAGGAUUGCCAUGAACUGUGGAGCAAAAAGAGGCGCCGCCAGCUUCGUGAGCAGCAGGAAGCUGCGCAGAACCUGCCCCCCGGUAAACCGUCCGGUGGCAUGGGGAAGAUGGUUUGUGAUGGUCACAUCUCUUCUGUUCCAGUUACGGGCGGCGGGUGUGGUACGACCAGUGUAAAUAUGGUCUGAAUGCAGUUCAGUGUAUAUAAUCAAACAGUCAUUCGCGCCAUAUGAAAACAUCUGUUUUCUUCCUCUACACGUGUUUUAUCUUUUUUUAUCGGUUUCCUACGGCGGUUUUCUAUCACUAUCAUCAUCAACAAUAAUUUAUCGUGUACUACAAUUCUGCGUAUGAUUGCACUUGCAUACCACGAUAUGUGUGCGUAUGUGUGUACAAAUUGUAUUGUAUUUCUGCUGCAACGUAAUGAUUUGUAAACGUAACUAGUCCUUCAUAGAUUUUCCUCUCUCUUCCAAUUCUAAAGGGUUUAAUUAAAUUGGAAUGGAAAAUACAGGUUGGGCUAACAUUCAUUUCUAAAUCUUACUAUUGUAUAAAGUAGACCAUAAAACUUAUUAUGGGGAACAUGUCGGGAAUAGAAUCGAGGAAAUUAUACCUCCCCAUUCGAUCAUUCACAGAAAUACAGAGAGCUAAACAGAACCUACACUUUUUAGUAUACAAAGAAAUGGAAUUAUUAGAAAUGAAAUUAUUGAAAUAGAUAAAAAGGAAAGAGUAUGAAUAAUGACGAUAAUUGCAAAAUAUAGGCCAGGGCCGGAUAAUAAGUGAAAGCGGAUACUAUUCCUGAUAAAACCAUUAAACUUUUCCGUGUUCUUCUUUUUCUUCUUCAAACGCAUGCUGCUUUUUUGAUGACCAAGAUCGUGAAAUUUUUAACCUUUUUCCAAAAUCCGGUUGCUGCGUUGUUAUAUAGAAUAUAACACCACCUAUUUAAAACGGUAAAACGGAAAUGAGCCCUCGUGAUCUUCUGUCUUAAUAGCUAUUCAAGGAUUUCGCGGCUAUAAGUUGGUAACCUGCUACUCAGCAAAUGCGCCAGUAAGAGAAAGGAAAAGACCGCCAAAGUUGCAGCGUUGCGUUUCAGCAUCGAUUAAACCGUAGCG
Molecule: messenger RNA, 6123 nt
Organism: Anopheles darlingi
Lineage: Eukaryota; Metazoa; Arthropoda; Insecta; Diptera; Culicidae
Gene: Cdk12
Product: cyclin-dependent kinase 12
Exons: 8
Coding region: 898-5205 (1435 amino acids)
Biological process (GO): protein phosphorylation; transcription elongation by RNA polymerase II; positive regulation of transcription elongation by RNA polymerase II
Cellular component (GO): cyclin/CDK positive transcription elongation factor complex; nucleus
Molecular function (GO): cyclin-dependent protein serine/threonine kinase activity; ATP binding; cyclin binding
Source: RefSeq, a predicted model, not a curated record